Molecule: messenger RNA, 1527 nt
Organism: Styela clava
Lineage: Eukaryota; Metazoa; Chordata; Ascidiacea; Stolidobranchia; Styelidae
Source: RefSeq, a predicted model, not a curated record
GUUCGAUAGAAGGGAAGCGUUUCGAUUAAAUCAAACUACUCCAAAUGUCGGAAAAGAGCCAUUGCUUUGGCUUCACUUAAUGUCUAAUAUCAAGUUGUUUUAAUUUACAUGCAAAAUUAUAUUUAAUUCUAGUACGUGAUAUCAAAGAAGACAUGGAGAUUUGCAAAUAUAGUUCUGGCGAAUGCUUGUUAAUAACGGAUGGCCAACUUGUUCCCAUCAACACAACCCUUAUGCGGGAAUCCGAAUGCAACAAGAUCAAAUGGAUUUUUAGUGAUGAUAUUUUUCCUGUAACGAUAACAUACAAACGGAAGCCCUCGGAUCCACCGAGUUUCAGAAUGGAUAUCUUAUAUCUCUCCCAAGAACACGGGGACACAAAAGAAAUUGACACGACCACUUCACCGGAAACAGUGGAAAUCAAUACUCUGUCGAACACCAUGCAUUGGACCAUAGUAUCCAACGACACGGAACUUGUUUCACUUCCUGAACAAAAACCGCAAAGUAGUUAUAUCUACCUCACUGUCAGCAUUAUACUCGGAAUCCUCCUAGGAAUUGUGUUGGUUGCUCUGUUGGCUCUCACCAUGAGGAAUGGGAGUCUGAAACGAAAGCUCGAAGCAGAAAAUCUGAACUCUCAGAACCCAACAGCAAUCUCGGUAAUUGCAGGUGGAAGUGGCGAACAGAAUCCGUACGACUUUGCCAACGAAGAAGUCGCAGGAACAAGCAACAAUGCUUUCGCAAACGUAGCGGAUGCGGUUUACAGCGUUGUAAACAAACAAUAAAAAAAGAGCGCGAUGCCGCAGUGAUGAUGCAGUUCAUUGACCAAUUAUUAUAAGACAAAAUUAAUUUUCUCAAGUCGAAUGCUAGAAUUUACUCAGUAAUGAUUUUCAAUGUAGGCGGAAAUUAUUUUGUUGAAUGUUUUUUCAUUGUUUUAAAUUGCUUGUCUGGGGAAAUCUGAUUUUGGCUAGACGAAACGUUACAGAAAUACAUUUGUGUUAGUGUUAGUCCAGCAGGACUCCUGAAAUGCAUAGUAUAAUAUAUUUAUUCCUGCUACAGCAUCCUUGCAUUAUACGCAUACAGAUACACUAGCUCAAAGACUUUGGGGAAAAAUUAGAAAGUUAAUCUUGCAUAACCUCUAAUGACAAAUUUAUAUAAAUCGGAAUUACGGGAAUAUGGGAAGUCAAUGACAUAACUACUUUUCUCAGCUGAGAGAUAACAUAUUUCCUAAUAAUUUUGAGUUUAUUUCACUUUACUUCGCUAUACUUUUAUUUUUACAUGUUUGCGUGCUUCAACAUUUUUUUGCUUGGUGUAAUAUAGAGGGUACUCCCGAAGUACGUGGACCAAGAAAGAUGGUGGACACUGGAACAUAGUAUGUGUACCAGUUUGGAUUAGGCCAUAAUUUUAUUCCAGUUUCCCUUAUUUUAGUUAUAUUAGCUGAAUGGGCUAGCAGCCAGUUGUCUUUCUGAAAGUCAAAACAAAGUUUCAAUGGAAAUCCAAUGAAGCGUGAUGUCGUAAAUAAAUACGAGUUUUUCA